CGGCGGAAGAUGGCGGAGGGCGGCGGCGCGGAGCCGAGCGAGCUGGAGAGGAGGUCUUCCGGGCCACGGCCACCGAGCGCGCGGGAUUUGCAGUUGGCCCUGGCAGAGUUAUAUGAAGAUGAAGUGAAAUGCAAACCUUCCAAGUCUGAUAGACCUAAAGCCACAAUCUUUAAGAGCCCACGAACACCACCUCAACGGUUUUAUGCAAGUGAACACGAAUACAGUGGAUUACAUAUAGUUCGACCAUCAACUGGGAGAAUUGUGAAUGAACUUUUCAGAGAGGCAAGGGAACAUGGGGCUGUCCCUCUGAAUGAAGCCACAAAAACUUCAGGUGAUGACAAAUCUAAGUCAUUUACAGGUGGAGGAUAUAGAUUGGGUAAUUCCUUUUGUAAGCGGUCUGAAUACAUCUAUGGAGAAAGUCAGCUGCAAGAUGUUCAGAUUUUAUUGAAACUAUGGAGCAAUGGUUUCAGUUUAGAUGAUGGAGAAUUGAGACCUUACAGUGAUCCAACAAAUGCUCAAUUUCUGGAGUCUGUUAAGAGAGGAGAGAUUCCCCUGGAGCUUCAGCGACUGGUUCAUGGUGGCCAAGUGAAUUUGGAUAUGGAGGAUCAUCAGGAUCAAGAAUAUAUAAAACCUAGAUUGAGAUUCAAGGCUUUUAGUGGAGAAGGGCAAAAACUUGGAAGCCUCACACCCGAAAUAGUCAGUACACCUUCCUCCCCAGAAGAGGAGGAUAAAUCAAUACUUAAUGCAGUUGUUCUUAUUGAUGAUUCAGUGCCAACGACAAAAAUUCAGAUCAGGUUAGCUGAUGGGAGUCGUUUGAUACAAAGAUUCAAUAGUACACACAGGAUCCUGGAUAUCCGGGACUUUAUUGUACAGUCCCGUCCUGAAUUUGCAACUCUUGACUUUAUUCUUGUGACUUCAUUUCCAAAUAAAGAGCUAACAGAUGAAAGUCUGACACUACAAGAAGCAGAUAUUCUUAACACUGUGAUACUCCAGCAACUAAAAUAAUACUGUUCCUAUCCAUGCAGUAGCAUGUAGGAAUAGAUAAUGUGCCAUAUUAAUAAGGAAAAUACUUCCAGCCUAAAAACAAUCAAAUUAUUUUUCUUAUUUUUACAAAUAAAUUUUGCUUUUAUUGUUAUUCUGUCUUCCAGCCUUUGUACAGAUGAAUUUGGAUUAGGGAUAGAUCUUAAGAUAAGUAUGUUUGAGUUUUUAGUUGCACGGCUGGCUUAUGUUGAUAGCUUUGAAAUAUCUAAGCAAACCAAUUUGUUACAUUCUGAGUGUUAAUGUAACAACAUUUGUUUACAGAGAAAAUGAACAAAACCCCUUUU
Messenger RNA from Cynocephalus volans (Philippine flying lemur), 1325 nucleotides. It is a transcript of the gene UBXN2B, whose product is annotated as UBX domain protein 2B. Bases 10 to 1005 code for a protein of 331 amino acids. Gene Ontology annotation, cellular component: nucleus; cytosol. Gene Ontology annotation, molecular function: ubiquitin binding. Gene Ontology annotation, biological process: proteasome-mediated ubiquitin-dependent protein catabolic process; autophagosome assembly; nuclear membrane reassembly. NCBI's taxonomy places the organism in Eukaryota, Metazoa, Chordata, Mammalia, Dermoptera, Cynocephalidae. The record is from RefSeq and is a predicted model, not a curated record. The transcript is spliced from 8 exons.